Molecule: messenger RNA, 1806 nt
Organism: Cordyceps fumosorosea ARSEF 2679
Lineage: Eukaryota; Fungi; Ascomycota; Sordariomycetes; Hypocreales; Cordycipitaceae
Product: Transcription factor
Exons: 6
Coding region: 1-1806 (601 amino acids)
Biological process (GO): DNA-templated transcription; regulation of DNA-templated transcription
Molecular function (GO): DNA binding; zinc ion binding; DNA-binding transcription factor activity, RNA polymerase II-specific
Source: RefSeq, a predicted model, not a curated record
AUGGAGGAAUCACAGACUCCCAUGGGGGAGUCGAUUCGCACCUCCUGCGAAAGAUGUCGCCGACGCAAGAUCAAGUGUGAUCGCAAACGACCUUGCUCGCGUUGUGUCAAGGCCGGCAAGGAAUGCAUCCUGCAAGGCACUGGUGAAAAGCAACGUCCGGUCUCGAAAAGCUACGUCACCGCGCUCGAGGGCCAGAUUGCGGCUCUUGAGCACGUUAUCCGUCGGCUCGCCCAAGCCGACAGCACGGAACGCGAUGAGAUUCUCGCCCAGCUCCCUGCCCUGUCCGUUCCGGCUCCGGAUGGCGCUCAAGCACCGGAAAAGACGGAGACGCCGUCUGAUCCCAGCGUCGUCGCCGCGCGCCUCCGCUCCGGCCAGCUGCGCCGCUUGCACCCUAGUCAGGGCGCGCAAUUCUUUGGCGGCACCAGCUUCCUGCAGAUGCACCUGUCCAGAGAAUCGUCCGUCCCGGACAGCACCGCCGCGCUUCUCGAAACUUCAACGGCGAAUGAUUCACUCCAGGACUUGACUAUUGACCCCACCGCCAUACCUCCCAUCCCUAGCUCUUCAGCAGGUCUAGCAUCGGAAUCGGAUGAGUCGCCGCCUCACAAUAGCGCUUUCCAAUAUGCCCCGCACGAUGAAAUGUCGCAGAAGCUCAUGGCAACCUUCUUCAAAGAACAAUACCAAUACAGCAUGAUCGUGUAUAGGGAAUACUUCCUUCGCGACUACGAUGUUGGAUCCGGCAAGUACUACUCGGACGUCCUCCUGUAUGCCAUCUGCGCGCUCGGUGCGUUGCAGUACGACGACACGCUUAACGUCUCGGAAGUCUUCGCCGGACAAGCCCAGGCGCUACUCUACGGCUCCCUCGACAACCCGGACCUCACGCUCCUGCAGGCGCUGGUGCUGCUGGGCUACCGGGAGAUCGCCGUCGGGCGGACGUCGAAGGGGUGGCUGUUCUGCGGCAUGGCGUUCCGCCUCGCGCACGAGAUGGGUCUGCACCUGGAUCCGAGUAACUGGGACGGCUUCACGGGCUUCCACCGCGACCGCGAGAUCCUGCGCCGCGUGUACUGGGCCGUGUUCACCGCCGAUAAGCAGCUUAGCCUCUACUUUGGCCGCCCGCCGGCCCUGUACCCGAACGAGUCGGACGUCCGCAACACAAUACGCCUGCAGUACCCGCCGGACUGGCAGGGGCUGCUGGAAACGUACCUAUGCGAGAAGGUGUCGGCGACGGAGUUUGAGGACGGGGUCGCGCUGGUCGGCUCGUUCAUCUACCGGGCGGAGCUGUCCAAGAUUAUUCACGUCAUGAUUACGGACCUGUUCGAGAACCGCCGCGGUGACUCGGACCCGGCCGUUGUGGCAGCAAAGUCUCGCCAGAUCCACGUGUCCCUCACCAAGUGGCUUUCCAGCUUGCCGGGCACUGUGCACUGGAACCAAUGGACGGUAGGCAAGGUGCCGCCCUCGGUACUCCAUCUGCACAUGGUGUUUCACACCGUCAUGAUCAUCCUUCACAGGCCACCCUCCAACAUGUUUGACAAGCCUGGUAUCGCCGAGAGCGAAGACGUACCGGUCGCUGCCGUUGGACUUUGUGCAGACGCUGGCGACGGCGACGGGCAUCGUGCUGAUGCGGCGAUACCUGCUGAAGGCGUCGUGGACGGACCCGGAGGUCGAACGGUCCGUGUCGCUGCUCCUAGAUGCGAUGAACGACAUCCAAAAUACGUGGCCGCCGGUGCGGGAGAUUCGCGACGCGCUGGUGCAGGCGCAGCAGAGCCAGCAGACAGUGCUGCCGCCCGACGUGCCCUUUGCAGGCAGUGA